UUCAUUUUUUCUUUUUGUGUUUUCCCAAAUUAAAUGAAGUGUCUUCUUUCCAUCAAUUAAACGUGAAUCUUGGUUAUUUGAAAUGGAAGAGCGUAUGAGGAAGUAUAGGCAGCUGAGUCCAGAGAGAGCCAAAGUGUGGACUGAGAAAUCACCAAAAUAUGAACAACAACAGCCCAAUCAAAUUGAUGGAAAAGUGCCAGUGGUAUACUAUCUUUGUAGAAAUCAACAACUUGAGCAUCCUCAUUUCAUGGAAGUAACCAUGUCUUCCCCUGAUGGUCUAUACUUGAGAGAUGUAAUCAAGAGGUUUAACGUUUUGAGAGGCAAGGGAAUGGCUUCAUCUUAUUCUUGGUCCUGCAAGAGCUACAAGAAUAGAUUUGUGUGGCAUGAUCUUUCUGAAGAUGAUCUAAUUCUUCCUGCUCUUCCUACUGAAUACGUUCUAAAAGGCUCGGAGCUUUGUGAAGAAUUAAAGUCAGGUCGAUCCAGUCCUGCAAAAAAUGAUAGCUUGUCAAAUCAAAAAGUAUUACCAGAACCUCCACUGUCAAGAAGCCAAGAUGAUUCCUCUCCAUCUAACACGAAUGAAAGAUGUGCAAAGAAUACUUGUGAUGGUGAACAAUCACUUCCUGCUGAAAAGGCAAACAGCGCUAAUACGUAUGAUGGCCUGUCUGGUGCUUCCGUUCAGAUUCAUGAAAAGACAAACACGGCUAAUACAACUCAUGAUGAUAUUUGUAGAAGAGGCAUUUCAACGGAUGAUAGAUCUUGUGCGGUUGAAAAAAAUGAAAUAAAUCAGGUUCAGGUUAACAGAAUGAAUGAGUCAGCAGAUAUACGGGUGGAGUCAGACACACUUCCACCAGAUACCUUAAUAUCUCUCAUCAGAUCAGAUGUUAGAAAGCUCAGGAAACUUGAUAGUGAAGUGUGUCGCGUUCCAUCAAAGCUAAAGCCUCAUAAUAUGCUUAUGCAACUAAUUUCUUGUGGAUCAAUUUCAGUAAAGGAUCAUAGAUUUGGCUUUAUACAUACGUACAAACCAAGAUUAAAUUUAGGAAAACUUGAUUGCAUUACAAGGAAUAAGAGUUUAAUGGGUCUGAAUUUGGAAGACGAGGAAUAUUUCUGUGCAAGCUGGACGGAGUCUAGUAUCCCCAAGGAAAACCAGUCAUCCUUCAUCACUGCUGAGAGGACAAAUAGAAAGCCUGAAGAUUCAGUUCAAAGUAAAGAGGGGGCAAGUUCUAGAUGCUCAAAGUGCGUUAGACAUUCCACCACCAAUGUGCCAAAAAAAUGAGUCAUGGAGAUGAUCCCAUCUUUCAGAAGGAGAAACACGCAGUUUGCGAAUCGUAAAACCUUUUUGGGCAUAGAAACAGUCCACAAGAAAUGCGAAAGAAAAUGUGGUUAAAAUUGAAGGAGGUCAAGUUCACUAAUUUUCAGAAUUGCUUAGAUUAUAAUAUAUAUGGUCGAAAAGCUCUUGUAUUAUUUGAUUUAGCAUAGGAAAACAGCAUGUGGAAAUAUGAAUAUUUGUCUAUAGGAAUUGUUGGAGUGUUGUUUUGAUCAGGAUUAAUACUACAGCAAGAGAAAAACUUGUGAUUCUUCUACUG
Molecule: messenger RNA, 1583 nt
Organism: Solanum stenotomum
Lineage: Eukaryota; Viridiplantae; Streptophyta; Magnoliopsida; Solanales; Solanaceae
Product: protein SOSEKI 3-like
Exons: 5
Coding region: 83-1273 (396 amino acids)
Source: RefSeq, a predicted model, not a curated record